GCGACGUUGACAACAAGAAUUCUAUGGCUACUACUGGUUCCGCGGCGUCCCUACAGAAUGUAUCUUCAGGCAAUCGGAAACAGAUGAGAAAACAAGAGCGCAAUGCACGCAAGCAAAGGAAAAAUGCGAGACAGAGGUAUGCAAGAGGUGAAGUUGCUGGAGACGAGGAUGGGGAAUCCGCUUCUUCUUGUUCCGAUGAGGAAUCUGAUACUAAAAAAGGCAAGAAAAAUGCUACUUUUCGAAGGAGCAGUGGAGAAAGAGGACGAGAAGACGAUGAAGUCGUCGCAGAUAUUGACAGUCAGUCUGAUGAAGAUGUUGAUAGUGAAAAGGAACUUGACGACGACGAAGGACAAGAAGCUUCCCACGACGACUCUAGUACAGAUCCCUCUACUGAAGUUGGAGUAAAGAAUGCUGAAGAAAAUGACCCUGACGCGGAAGAAUUGCGGUAUCUUGAAAAAAUGCUAG
Molecule: messenger RNA, 465 nt
Organism: Amoebophrya sp. A25
Lineage: Eukaryota; Dinophyceae; Syndiniales; Amoebophryaceae
Source: the annotation of a GenBank genome assembly